This is a messenger RNA of Lathyrus oleraceus (garden pea), 1930 nucleotides long. RefSeq names its product probable amidase At4g34880. Lineage: Eukaryota; Viridiplantae; Streptophyta; Magnoliopsida; Fabales; Fabaceae. The transcript is spliced from 5 exons. The coding region runs from base 164 to 1723 and encodes 519 amino acids. The record is from RefSeq and is a predicted model, not a curated record.
UUAGACAGAGAGAGUACUAGCUUAUUAAAUAAUAAAAAAAGAGACAGAGAGAGCACUGCUCGUUACCUAGAAGUUGACCCAAAGUUAAGAGAUUAACUUACAAUAGAUUAAGAUUUUCUGUUAUCACAAAGCUAUCAUUCCAUUUUAGUUUCCACAAAAAAAAAUGGCAACAAGAACCAAACUUUCUGUUUGCAUGAUAGUGUUAUUAUUUGCAGCAACAUUUAGAGUGUUAAUCGUUAAUGCAAUAGAUGAAUGGUCCAAUUUCGCAAUCAAUGAAGCAACCAUAGAAGACAUACAAAAAGCCUUCAACCGAAACGACCUCACUUCAAGACAACUCGUUGACUUUUACUUAAACCGAAUCGAAACCCUCAAUCCCGUACUUGGCGCUGUAUUGGAAGUUAAUCCGGACGCACGAGAUCAAGCGGACAAAGCUGAUUGUGAGAGACAAGAAAAUCAGAACCGUUCAUUGCUUCACGGGAUACCUGUUUUGCUCAAAGACAGUAUUGCCACCUUUGAUAAACUCAACACUACAGCGGGUUCUUAUGCAUUGUUGGGAUCGAAGGUUCCACGUGAUGCACACGUGGUUUCUAAGCUAAGGGAUGCUGGUGCCAUCAUUUUGGGAAAAACUAGUCUCUCUGAAUGGUAUGGGGUUCGUUCUAGUACUGCGCCAGAAGCUUGGUGCGCCAGAGGUGGAUUUGCAAUUAAUCCUUAUGUGGAAACCAAAAGUCCAUGUGGGUCUAGCUUUGGAUCUGCAGUUUCAGUGGCAACUAACAUGGUUACAGUUUCACUAGGGACAGAAACGGAUGGCUCUAUUAUCUGUCCGGCUGAUCAUAACUCGGUAGUCGGGAUCAAGCCUACUGUUGGACUGACUAGCAGGGCUGGUGUCAUACCAAUUUCGCCUCGUCAAGAUACUAUUGGGCCAAUAUGCAGGACAGUUUCGGAUGCAGUUCAUGUGCUUGAUGUAAUUGUUGGGUUUGAUCCAAGAGAUUAUGAAGCUACAAAGUCAGCGGCAAAGUUUAUACCUUCAGGUGGUUAUAAGCAAUUCCUCAAGAAACAAGGGCUUAAAGGAAAGAAAAUAGGUGUUUUGAGAAAUCCAUUUUUGAUUCCUUAUAAGGGAUCCAAAGUCAUUUCCAUAUUUGAGGAUCAUCUCAUUGUAUUGAGAGAAAGAGGUGCAACAGUUGUUGAUAAUUUGGAAGUAGAAAAUUUAACGACCGUUCUUGAUCCACUCCAAAGUGGUGAAAUGAUAACCUUACUUCCAGAAUUCAAGUUGUCCAUCAACAAAUAUCUGCAGGAGCUCAUUUAUUCUCCUGUGAGGUCUCUAGCUGAGAUUAUAGAAUUCAACAUCAACAACCCUAUCUUAGAGAAGACUGAUGAGUAUGGGCAAGAUUUCUUUAUGGCAUCAGAAAUGACCAGUGGCUUUGGAAAAAGUGAAACUGAGGCAGUGAAAAUGAUGGACCAAUUGUCGAAAAAUGGGUUUGAGAGAGUGAUAAAAGAAAAUCAAUUGGAUGCAUUGUUGGCCAUAGGCUCCAAUGUUUCUCCAAUGUUUGCAAUUGGAGGGUAUCCUGCAAUCACUGUCCCAGCUGGGUAUGAUAACCAAGGAAUGCCAUUUGGAAUCUGUUUUGGAGGGUUAAAGGGAACUGAGCCGAAACUAAUUGAGAUUGCUUAUGACUUUGAGCAAUCUACCAAUGCAAGGAAGCCACCCCCUCGCAUUUCAUUCACAUGAAGAAAUUUAAGGAUGGUGCCUGACUUGACUCAUGUGUUUGUAGUGAUUGUAGAUUUUGAUUAAUGGAAGUACGAUAUCGCAUGAUCGUAGAUGUAUAUCUUUUACCUUAGUUUUUGCAAUUGUAUUAUUGAUCUGAUGUUGAAUUAACAGUCAUCAUAUUACAUGUUCGAAAGGAUAUGUUAUAGCAGAAGUUUAUUACAGUUUAAA